This is a messenger RNA of Pogonomyrmex barbatus (red harvester ant), 2775 nucleotides long. RefSeq lists its product as uncharacterized. Lineage: Eukaryota; Metazoa; Arthropoda; Insecta; Hymenoptera; Formicidae. Gene Ontology annotation, biological process: acylglycerol catabolic process. The record is from RefSeq and is a predicted model, not a curated record. Gene Ontology annotation, molecular function: monoacylglycerol lipase activity. Gene Ontology annotation, cellular component: membrane.
GUGUCGUGAAAUAUUACCACGCCAGACCACGGUGUUAUUACGUAUCCCGGGUUGUAUCCCGCUCCGCCUGAGGAAGGCACCGACUUAGGAAAUAUACUGCCGAUACUAUGGCAGUCGAAUGUUCGAUUGUUCGAUAAUCAGCCGCUUUGAUGUAUUUAUGAUUCGACCAUCUCGAAGAGAAAAGUGACAAUGGAGACAGAGGAGACUCCGGUGGGGUCUCCUUGGUACGGCAAGGUUUUCGAGUGUUGGAGGAACCGAAAUCGAGUCGGUCCCGGUAGAAUCGAGCUGCCCGACUGCGACUUCUUUAUCGUGGCACCACGACGCACGCUGCGUGUUCUCAGGCCGACCCUGAAGAGUGGUUGGUAUUACGAGAGCACGGCGGUUGAUCGGCCGGAGUCGGUCAACGACAAUUUCUUCAACCGAUGGGCCAGGAGGCCGCAUCCGUCUGGAAACUGCAGAUGCUCCUUUCGCCAAUCCAUCGGUGCGUUAAGUACCACCGAGGAGCGAAUACUGUCCGCGGAAUUGAAUCGCAUCCGGACGAGUCUCUGCGAGGCCGAGAAAAACGCGCACGGCAUCGAGGAACUGGAGCAAAGAGUCACUGCGAAUCUACAAAAGUUACGGGACACCUCGGAAGCCGCCGAACGCGCGAACGAAACGGUGCCUUCGAUAUUAACGCCUGAUCGCCAAUCGUUCGAACAAAGCGCGAAGCAACAAAUCGUCAAGGAUUUGGAAAGGUAUAUCAAUACGCUUCUAGAAGAAGUGCUUGAUGACACUGUUAAGCAUGUAACCGGUGUAGAAAAGAAUAGCGUUCAAAAUUCUUGGCAACGAACGAAAAAUAAUCUGAUGAAGUCGCAGCUCGAUAAAUCCAAAGAGAAAAUUUCAAUAAAAAAGGACGGAAAUGACUCCUUUAUCGAUAUUAAUCUCCGUCUCCCAGCGGAUAAGAGAGAAACGCAGGAGCAGUGGAGUACGGAAAAUGAACAUAAAAGGCAAUUCGCUAGUGUUUCCAUAGGCGAAGGCUACGUGAAUCCCGCUUUCGUCGGUUCGACGGAUGAGCUAGCUUCUUUAGACUUCGAUUGUUCUACAAGAAAACAUACAGAUUUAUAUCUUGGAAUAGCAGCGGAUAGCAUUUCUCCAGAAAAGUUAGAUUGCGUGGAUUCUGGAAUAAAUAGCGUAGAGACUAUCGAGUUUCAACUACCUGAUCAAGAACCGAGUUUCGAGCAAUCUCUUUUACGAAUCAUUGAUGAGAAAUUGGGAAGAGGUCCUUCAGCGAAUAAUUCGGAAGAGGAUAGCCUUGAAAAAAAUUCGCAGAAAGCUGUUUCAAAAGAAGAGAAGAACAAAGAAGAGUCUGCCUCUCGGGAGAUAUUAACUUCCAAAUUUGGAACAUCGUCGACCGAUCCCGAUUCCUGGGAAGUGGAGCGACUGGAGGAUACUGUUAAUAUAGAAACUGAUUUCAAGAAAUUACGCCUGGAAUUUCAAAGCAACGGCAAGAAUUUGUCUCCGAACGAUGAAACUCUAUCGAAGAUGAAUGUAAAAUUAAUGGAAACCUCUAUUGAACUCAAGGAUUAUAAGAAAUGGGUGGAAUUCGACGAAAUCUCUUCGCAGGAAAAUACGCGACGAAGCCUCCGCGAUUCAAUAAUUCAACUAAGAAGGAAUAGAAAACCAACCAUAGUUUUUCUACACGGGUUUGGUUCCUCAGCGGAAAUCUUCGAACAUCAACUACAAUAUUUUUCUUCCCAUGGUUAUCCUUGCAUCGCUCCCGAUAUGCUCGGCCAUGGUAUGAGUUCAGCGCCUGAUCGUUCUAGAGAUUAUCAUUUCGGCAAGUUACUCAAGGAUCUAGAUGCCGUUCUACACCAUUAUGCUUUCAAACCAGGGGAAAAAUGCGUCUUAGUCGCACAUAAUUACGGAUGUAGCUUCGCUACGGCGUUAGCUUGUAAAUAUGAUAGCAAUAUCCAUCAACUCGUGCUAAUAUCGGGCGGCGGACCGACUCCCCUUGCCCCGCCAAGCACGGAAUGUGCGGGUCAUUGCUGUCUCAGGGCGAUUCUUGCGCCUCUGCUGAUGUGUGGUCUUCAUCGAGAUAUUCUGUAUUCCGCUCGAGGUCGACAGCAUCCUUAUUGCGGUCAAGAAUCGAUGGAACAGUGGCCUUCGCAUAUGAAAUACGUACUGAACGGCAUGAAUUGGCCGCAAGGCGAUUAUGCCUUCCAUAGAAAAAUAUGUACGCCAACGCUUUUAGUGCAUGGACUAAGAGAUAAUAAAGUGUCGCUAGUACAAGAGUGUCAAAUGGAAAGGACAAUGGUAAAGGCUUUCCUCGAAGCUAUUCCAAUGGCUGGUCACAGUCCAAUGACUGAUUGCCCCCAGCAACUGAAUCAUAUGAUACAUUGCUUUAUAGAUCUGUGGAAGAACAAAAAAUGGCAGCAAUGACUAUUCUUUCUAGGAAUAACGUCUGCAAUGUUAUAUUAUAUUGAAAUUACAUCGACGCACACGUAAUUGAUUAACAAACCAUUUAUAAAUUAACUUUCAGUUAGAUAUUAAUAUUUAACUCUUUUGCUGUGGGCAGAGGGAUUCUAAAUACAUAUGCAACUUGAAUCGUUGUCGUAAAUAUGCCAAAAGUACAAGCUAACGUCGAAAGAUUUGUUUCGAUAUUGAAUCUCUACAUAUUUCUAUACAUACGUAUCUGUGCCGCUAUAUAUAUAUAUACAGUAAGUAAUGAAUAGGACAAAUAAUCUUUCAUGACAUGUAUUCACAGCAAAAGGAUUAAACUGAAAAAAUAAGCUUUUA